Aegilops tauschii subsp. strangulata is the source of this 375-nucleotide messenger RNA. Its product is annotated as peroxidase 2-like. The record is from RefSeq and is a predicted model, not a curated record. Gene Ontology annotation, molecular function: heme binding; peroxidase activity. NCBI's taxonomy places the organism in Eukaryota, Viridiplantae, Streptophyta, Magnoliopsida, Poales, Poaceae. Gene Ontology annotation, biological process: response to oxidative stress.
AUGGCCUUAGCUUCUCGUAAGCUUUCUGUUGCGCUGGCAUGUGUACUGCACUACUGCUGCUGUUGGUGCCGGCGGCGUGCCAUGGCCUGGAGGUGGGUUGCUACAAAGAAUACAUGCCCCCGCGUGGUGGCCAUCGUGAGGGACGAGGUCAAGAAGUUCGUCUACAAGAAUGUCCUCGCGCACAAAGUGUUGUUCACGUCGGACACCACCCUUCUUACAACGCUGGCGACGACGCAGAUGGUGCGCGACAGUACCAACAUCCCCAGGCAGUGGGAGCAGAAGUUUAACAAGGCCACGGUCAAGAUGGGAGCCAUCGAAGUGAAGACCGGCUACCAAGGCAAAAUCAGGAGGAAGUGCAGGGUUGUCGACCACUGA